AUGCAAGACUUUGCUGAACAAGCAGGUUUGAGACUGAUGACUUCGACACCUUACUAUGCUCAAGCAAAUGGUCAAGUCGAAGCAGUUAACAAGGUCAUAAUUGGUUUAAUUAAAAAACAUAUUGCUCAAAAGCCAAAGAAUUGGCACAGAACUUUGGAUCAAGUUCUAUGGGCAUGUAGAAAUUCUCCUAAGGAAUCAACAGGUUCAACUCCUUUUCGACCGACUUAUGGCCAUGAUGCUGUGUUGCAUGUGGAAGUUAUGAUGCAAUCAAUUCGAGUGCAAAGGCAAUUGGAACUACCUACUGACCAUUAUUGGAACUUAAUGUUAGAUGAGUUGGUGGAUGUAGAUGAAGAAAGAAUGCAAGCGUUGGAUGUAUUAGUUCGACAAAAAGAAAGAAUUGCCAAAGCUUACAAUAAAAAAGUUAAACCUAAAACCUUUAACUUAGGAGAUUUGGUUUGGAAAGUUAUUCUUCCCAUGGAUAGAAGAGAUAGAGUCUUUGGGAAAUGGUCACCUAAUUGGGAAGGGCCAUUCAAGAUUUCCCAGGUAUUAUCCAACGGAGCUUACGAAAUUGAAGAAUUAACUUCUGAACAACGUUCAGUGAACAUGAAUGGCAAAUAUUUGAAGAAAUAUAAGCCAACGUUACAAGAAGUACGCAUAAAGAACGAGUAG
Molecule: messenger RNA, 669 nt
Organism: Trifolium pratense (red clover)
Lineage: Eukaryota; Viridiplantae; Streptophyta; Magnoliopsida; Fabales; Fabaceae
Exons: 1
Coding region: 1-669 (222 amino acids)
Biological process (GO): DNA integration
Molecular function (GO): nucleic acid binding
Source: RefSeq, a predicted model, not a curated record